GUUUACCGUAUCGUAGCAACAACCAGGUGCGCAAAAACGCCACCUAGUAGAGAAACAGAGCAAGUAUAAACAAACGGCUUGUGUCUCUUAUGUUCUUUGUCGUAGACUCGUCAAGCCAUGUCUUCUGAGCUGCCGAAGCCCCACUAUUCCACCCCAUCCAACAACUAUCUGUCCGGGGACUGGAAGUCUCACGUGUGGAUGGGCCAACAGUACUACGUCCCCUCGGAGCGAGACUGGAUCAAGUACCACGACUAUCGCUCCUUGCCCCGGGAAACGCGGAGAGACGCUAUAGACAUGCAGUCAGAAGACCAGUGGGUGGCCUUUACACGCCAGAGGGACACGCCUGGAGGCUACUACCACAAGGACGUCGGCUUGAAGCAGUCCGGUGUUCCUGCUCUCAGACUGUCAGGCUAUACACGCAAUCUCCCCUCCAUGCCACACAGGGACAUCUUCCAAAACCCCUGGCCCAAAGCUGACCAGUGGGUGCCCCCUGCACGUGCAGGGAGAGGCGAUUAUUACGGAUACUACCACGAGGCCAUCGAAACUGAGCGAGAGCGCCGGAAGAAGGAAUACCCGACGAGCAUGCGCAUUGAGCCCAGAGAUGUCCCGAAACUGUUGUAGAAGAUUCAGGAAGACCUAUGUAUUCCUUACUGUGAAAAUUACCAGAUAUGGAGAGAUAGAAUAUUAUACCACUUGUUGCUAAGCCCAUUCUGGGAAGUAACUAAAUUCUUUGUAUGUGCUUGUUGCAAUCGGAUAAUAUCCCCAAAAAUGAACGUUUGAAGGAUGAUAAAUAUAACAUAUGUGUUUGAGUUUUAUUGAACAUGUAUCAUCUCUUGUAUGACAUUCGUACAUGACGCCAACGCAUAAUUGCAAAUUAUUCAUUUUAAAAACUCACUGAAAACGAUAUAUUCAGACAUUUUUGUGUGAUUUUAAGUGUUCAAAAUGUGCAUGCUAGAGAAUAUAAUUACACAUACCUUAAUUGGUUUUAUUUUCUUGAAUUAAUCAUCAUCAACCCAGUUUGGCGUGAGAAUGAAACUGAUGUAAAAGAUUCAGGAAGACCUCGAUCAGAUCCGUUACUACGACAAUUACUAGAUAUGGAGAGAUGUAAUAUUAUUCCACAUGUUGCAAAGUCCAUUCUGGGAAGUCACUUAUUUCUUUGUCUAUGCUCCUGUUUGCAAUCUUAUGUUCCGAAAACAUGAACGUUUGAGAAUAUAUAUUACUUUUGCGUGUGAGUUAUAUUGAACAUGUAUAAUAUUUUGUAAUGCAUUUGUUCAAAUAUUU
Messenger RNA from Haliotis rubra (blacklip abalone), 1281 nucleotides. RefSeq lists its product as uncharacterized. The record is from RefSeq and is a predicted model, not a curated record. NCBI's taxonomy places the organism in Eukaryota, Metazoa, Mollusca, Gastropoda, Lepetellida, Haliotidae. The transcript has 3 exons. Bases 118 to 621 code for a protein of 167 amino acids.